UCCCUAUUUUGAUCUGGAAAAGGGGGUAUAUGGCUUUUGUUUCUUGAAAUUUCAUAAAAAAAAGAAGAGGCACGUAGUGAACAAGAUUCACAUAUGAUCCCCCUAACCUCAAACUCCACUCUAACGUCAGACGAGGAAGCGGCGUCAGAGAAAGUACCGCAAAACUACCUACCAUACCUAGCCACUGUUGAUGGAAAGACUUCUAGCUGACUGAGCUUCCCAUUCAUAUGACCCUAAACCGGGCACAGUAGGCAAAUGAUCAGCCUCUUUCUCUCUUCUGCGGAAACAAAAAAAUGGAAGGCCCGUGUCACUGACUUUGAUCUACUGUGAUCUGAGAAAGCUCUUAUCCUAACCUAACUUCUCACCAUCUUAUCUUCCUCGUAAGAUUUUCAUUUGAGGAAGUGAAAUCUCAACAAAGCGUAAGAGAAUUUCAUAUGCUUCAACUCCAACAUGACAUGUAGCCGAUUGCCAACCUCCAAGAAACACAUCCAAGUUGUCCUAUAUCGAUUGGGCUGGCCGGGAGAGUAGCUAAAUGCCAACCGACCGAGCCUUUAUGAAAAAGAAAAAACGAGUGAAGUUCAUCUCUUAUCUUCUUUCUAUUGAAAGUAAUAACAUUGGCAGUUCAAGUCCGGGAAUUGGCUCUCACUCUCAGCCAGAAAAAAGAUCGGUUACACUCAUCCGCUGAAUGACCCGGUGAUCCCCAUAUGUUCGAACAUUCAAGUAGGAAAAGAGAAAAGAGGUCAGUAGGGGGAGCCCUCCAUUCCAAUCAAAAGAAAGUCAUUCAAGAUCUAGAUCUAGAGCUAAAAAGGAGCAUUCCCAGCUCACUCUUUUCCUUUUCAGACUAAGAAACUCAGAAAAGAUCUCUUUUUCUCUCUUUUUUUUCAUUCGAAAAAAUCCUCUUUUCUUUCUAGUAGUUCGCUCGUCCUUUCCUUACUCUUCUCUCCGAUCGCCAGACGGGUUUGAUUUGUUUGGUUUUCUAAGGUAAGGGUAAGUGACUGGGAAAAAAGACGAUGACGUCUGACAUCAAGUCAAAGUCUUAGUCUCAAAAAAGCAUCUGACUGAGUGACAGCGAUCUCAAUGGGUAGAAGAUAUGCUUGGGAAACUCCGAUAGGCCUAACCGGCCUGCUCUGAGAAAAGAAAAAGAAGAAAGAAUCUAGGCUCCCACUGAUAGCAGUGAGUUCUAGGUCAAGCUUGCGAGUUGAGCUCUGCCUCCUACUCCUAUGACUCCUCCUUAUCAGAUUGAUUGAUUAUUCUCUCGCGGAUCUGCUGAUCUGAUCAUAGCAUGCGUCAGGAGACAUCGGAAAAGGCGCUAGAUUCUUCUCUCUUUUUAUGAAAAGGAUUCUUUAUCGACUGAUCUUUUGGAGUUCUUUCUCAAGUCUCAUUCCUCUAGAUAUUUCUCUCAAUGUAGUCCCUCCAGCCCCCGAUUGGAAUCUCCCCUAUUUAGAGGCUCUAGUGAAGAAAAUUUCAGAAAAGAGAAAAGAAGGAUCAUCACUCCCACUUAUUCUCGACUCCUGCCGCUCGCGAAGCGGAAAAAAAUGCAAUGGUGCAAAGGCGCUAGAUAAAGGCGCUAGAAAAAAAUGUCUCUUUUUUCGAGUCCGGUUCGGGCUGAAGAGACUCUGAUUUUGAAAGAAAGAAUUCUGUCCUUGACCCAGAAGGAAAGUUUUCUGACACAGAGGGACUGCACAUUCUUCGGCCUGCUGGUGGAGCUGGUGGAAGUGAGCAUCUCCCCGUCACUCUGAAAAGAUAUCUCGAGGAGCUUCAUUCCAUGGGCGCUCAAUCAUCCUUCUUGAAAAAAAUGAUGCGCUGCUUUUUGGAAUCAGAUGGUGACCGGUGUCAAACAAAAGGAAGGUGGGGCAGAGGAAUCGACGAAGAAUCCAGGAAAUAGCGAAGGAAAAGCGAAGCGUGACGAGAAUUCUAGACUCGAGAUGUUAGAAGGUGCUAAAUCAAUGGGUGCCGGAGCAGCUACAAUUGCUUCAGCGGGAGCUGCUGUCGGUAUUGGAAACGUUUUCAGUUCUUUGAUUCAUUCCGUGGCGCGAAAUCCAUCAUUGGCUAAACAAUCAUUUGGUUAUGCAAUUUUGGGCUUUGCUCUCACCGAAGCUAUUGCAUCGUUUGCCCCAAUGAUGGCGUCUCUGAUCUCAUUCGUCUUCUGAUCGCAAAAAGGCGCUAGUCAGUCAUAUCUACGAUCAUCCAUUUUCUAGUGUUUUGAUCAAAGUCAAUAUCUCUUUGUCUUUAUCUGGGGA
Phalaenopsis equestris is the source of this 2240-nucleotide messenger RNA. RefSeq names its product ATP synthase subunit 9, mitochondrial. The transcript has a single exon. The record is from RefSeq and is a predicted model, not a curated record. NCBI's taxonomy places the organism in Eukaryota, Viridiplantae, Streptophyta, Magnoliopsida, Asparagales, Orchidaceae. Gene Ontology annotation, molecular function: proton transmembrane transporter activity. Bases 1821 to 2150 code for a protein of 109 amino acids. Gene Ontology annotation, biological process: proton transmembrane transport; proton motive force-driven ATP synthesis.